This is a messenger RNA of Bathycoccus prasinos, 1401 nucleotides long. RefSeq names its product aspartate aminotransferase. The coding region runs from base 1 to 1401 and encodes 466 amino acids. Gene Ontology annotation, molecular function: pyridoxal phosphate binding; catalytic activity. The transcript has a single exon. Gene Ontology annotation, biological process: biosynthetic process. The record is from RefSeq and is a predicted model, not a curated record. Lineage: Eukaryota; Viridiplantae; Chlorophyta; Mamiellophyceae; Mamiellales; Bathycoccaceae.
AUGAAAACGACGACGACGAGUGCGACGACGAGAAUUCCUCGAAACGGACGCCGUAUUUUUCGCUCUCGUCGUCCUCGCGUGGGGGGUGUUUUGGUGGUGAAAAACAAAUCACAAUCCGGGGAAGCCGCCGAAAACGCCCCCAAAGCAUCCGGAGUGGACCGAAGUUUAAACCCUCGCGUGCGAGACCUGAACGAGUCGAAAACAGUCGCUCUGACGGAUUUAGCGAGAACGCUGAAAGAGCGAGGCGAAGACGUCAUCGGCUUAGCGGCUGGGGAACCGGAUUUUGAGACGCCGGACGUGUGCGCGAAAGCAGGCAUCAGAGCGAUUGAGUGUGGGAAGACGAAGUAUUCGCCGAAUCCGGGGACGGUACCGUUACGCGCGGCGAUAUGCGAGAAAUUGAAACGAGAGAACGGGGUGGAGUACAAGCCGAAUGAGAUUGUGAUUUCAAACGGGGCGAAGCAAAGCGUGACGCAAGCGGUGUUGACGUGUUGCGGCCCGGGAGACGAAGUCAUCGUGCCGGCGCCGUAUUGGGUGAGUUAUCCGGAAAUGGUCACGUUAUCUGGAGCGGAGAAAGUCAUCUUGAAGACGGACAUUAAGAGCAAUUUUUUAAUCACGCCGGAACAGUUGGAAAAAGCAAUCACGCCGAAAUCGAGAAUGUUGAUUUUGUGUUCGCCGUCCAAUCCGAGCGGAGCGGUGUAUUCCAGAGAGACGCUGGAGAAGAUUUGUGAGAUUGUGACGAAACAUCCGAGGCUGUUAGUUUUGUGGGACGAGAUUUACGAACACAUAAUUUACGCCCCGAACGAACACGUCUCCGCGGCGUCGUUUCCGAACAUGUGGGAAAGAACGAUAGUGGUGAAUGGAUUCUCGAAGUCGUUCGCGAUGACGGGGUGGAGGUUAGGGUAUAGCGCGGCGCCGGAAUACUUUUCGAAAGCGUUCAACAUGUUGCAAUCGCAAUUGACGUCAGGUCCGAGCUCGAUUGCACAGGAAGCUGCUUUAGCCGGGUACGUAGAAUUGGGCGACAAAGGCGGCGCGCCCGUGGAACUCAUGCGUAAAAAGUUUCAAGAGCGAAGAGAUUACGUGAUUGAGCGAUUGCGCAAAAUCGACGGCGUAGCGAUUGAGACGCCCGGAGGUGCUUUUUAUGCCUUUCCCGACGUCACGAAACUUUGCGGCGGCGAUAAGGGCGGAUUUGUCGAAGGGUUCGGCCCGGUCAAAGGCUCGGACGAGAUGUGUAGGUAUUUAUUGCAAGAGGCGAGGGUAGCGUUAGUUCCGGGGAGCGCGUUUGGCGUGGACGAGUGCAUAAGAAUAUCGUACGCGGCGAGCGACGAGACUUUGGAGAAGGCGCUGGAUAGAAUAACGCAAGCGUUAGAUCCGAAAAAGUUUAAAAGGAGCGGUAGUUGGUAG